AUGAAGAGAACUACCAAAACAUUUUGCAUUGCAUCCACAGCAUCCGCACUCGUUCUUAUAAUGCUUACCAUAUCAGCAUUGUACGUUUUGCUUGGUGCUGCCAACCGUGCAUAUACCGACCUUGCCGAAGUGGUGUAUGCUAAUGCUUUAGACCUUCCCAGAGAUGAAUUUAUGGAUGGAACAAUAGGUUCGUGUUUCUGUUCGCUUGCAUCAGUGAAACUAAAUGACGAGGACAACGUAUCUUAUCCUAUGUACGAAUUCGAUGCACUCGAGUCAAAAGAUGAGUUACGGAACCUAAGCGCUAACACAAACGAUAAAUCGUACUACAAAAAGUUUUUGCGAGCGUUUGUGAAAGACUACCGCAAGGUUGCUGAGUGCCGUAUAUUCCAUAGCGAUAUUCAACGCCAAAAAAUACUUCCUAAGCAAACUCUGCUGGUAAGAAUUGCUUCAAAGAUAUUCAGAAACUUUACAAUCUGCCGUAUUGACCGUAUGAUUGAUUUUAUACUGCAGGACGUGCCGGAUAACACGAAGCAGUUCAAUUUGUUUAUCAUGCACUACGACGAGUCUGAUCGGUUCAGGCUGUUUAAAAUACUCGUGGACAGCGAGAAAGAAAGUUUGGAAUUGGCGAAAACUAUGAGGCUUGAAUUGGACGAGCAUGAGGCCUUCGUUGUAUGUUCGGAUAUGAUAGUUAAGUUGAUUGCAUCUCAUAAACAAAGAGGCAAUGAACGAUAG
Molecule: messenger RNA, 732 nt
Organism: Vavraia culicis subsp. floridensis
Lineage: Eukaryota; Fungi; Microsporidia; Pleistophoridae
Exons: 1
Coding region: 1-732 (243 amino acids)
Source: RefSeq, a predicted model, not a curated record